Messenger RNA from Talpa occidentalis (Iberian mole), 6195 nucleotides. It is a transcript of the gene POLR3B, whose product is annotated as RNA polymerase III subunit B. The transcript is spliced from 17 exons. The record is from RefSeq and is a predicted model, not a curated record. Lineage: Eukaryota; Metazoa; Chordata; Mammalia; Eulipotyphla; Talpidae. Gene Ontology annotation, cellular component: RNA polymerase III complex. Gene Ontology annotation, biological process: DNA-templated transcription. The coding region runs from base 1 to 2316 and encodes 771 amino acids. Gene Ontology annotation, molecular function: DNA-directed RNA polymerase activity; ribonucleoside binding; DNA binding.
AUGGCCGAUGUUGCAGCAGUAUCUCUUCUUUUUGAAGAUUUGUUCAAAAAAUUUAAUUCCGAAAUGAAAAAGAUUGCAGAUCAGGUGAUUCCUAAGCAAAGAGCCGCCCAGUUUGAUGUCGUGAAGCACAUGCGUCAGGACCAGAUCACCAAUGGCAUGGUGAACGCCAUUUCUACUGGAAACUGGUCUCUAAAAAGAUUUAAAAUGGACCGCCAGGGUGUGACUCAGGUGUUGUCUCGCUUGUCAUAUAUAUCUGCACUGGGCAUGAUGACAAGAAUCUCCUCCCAGUUUGAGAAAACAAGAAAAGUGAGUGGUCCUCGGUCCCUCCAGCCAUCGCAGUGGGGGAUGCUCUGUCCUUCGGACACUCCUGAAGGAGAGGCAUGUGGUUUGGUUAAAAACUUGGCCCUUAUGACGCACAUCACAACUGACAUGGAAGAUGGACCCAUUGUUAAAUUAGCCAGUAACCUGGGAGUAGAAGAUGUGAAUUUGUUGUGUGGGGAAGAGCUCUCUUACCCAAACGUGUUUCUCGUCUUCCUCAACGGUAACAUCUUGGGUGUCAUUCGAGACCAUAAGAAACUUGUGAACACGUUCCGACUGAUGAGAAGAGCGGGCUAUGUCAAUGAAUUUGUUUCCAUCUCAACAAAUCUUACAGAUCGAUGUGUCUAUAUCUCCUCUGAUGGAGGGAGGCUGUGCAGACCCUACAUAAUUGUUAAGAAACAGAAGCCUACAGUCACAAAUAAACAUAUGGAGGAGCUUGCUCAGGGAUACAGGAAUUUUGAAGAUUUCUUACACGAAAGUCUGGUUGAAUACUUAGAUGUGAAUGAAGAAAAUGAUUGUAACAUCGCACUCUAUGAACAUACAAUUAAUAAAGAUACCACCCACUUGGAGAUUGAACCCUUCACUCUGCUUGGCGUUUGUGCUGGCCUGAUCCCAUACCCGCAUCAUAACCAGUCGCCAAGAAACACUUACCAGUGUGCCAUGGGGAAACAAGCCAUGGGUACCAUUGGAUACAACCAGCGGAACAGAAUUGAUACGCUCAUGUACCUUCUCGCUUACCCACAAAAGCCCAUGGUUAAAACAAAGACCAUUGAGUUGAUAGAGUUUGAGAAAUUGCCAGCUGGACAGAAUGCUACCGUUGCCGUGAUGAGUUAUAGUGGCUAUGACAUUGAAGAUGCUCUUGUCUUAAACAAGGCCUCCUUGGACAGAGGCUUUGGGCGUUGCCUUGUAUAUAAAAAUGCAAAAUGCACAUUGAAAAGAUAUACCAAUCAGACUUUUGAUAAAGUGAUGGGGCCGAUGUUGGAUGCUGCCACGAGGAAACCCAUCUGGCGACAUGAAAUUUUAGAUGCGGAUGGUAUCUGUUCUCCAGGAGAGAAAGUGGAAAACAAACAAGUGCUUGUAAAUAAGUCCAUGCCCACAGUCACUCAGAUUCCUUUGGAAGGAAGUAACAUGCCACAGCAGCCACAGUACAAAGACGUGCCCAUCACGUACAAGGGGGCCACAGAUUCCUAUAUUGAAAAAGUGAUGAUAUCUUCCAAUGCUGAAGAUGCUUUUCUGAUAAAAAUGCUGCUGAGACAGACGCGACGUCCAGAGAUCGGAGACAAAUUCAGUAGUCGCCAUGGGCAGAAAGGUGUUUGUGGCCUCAUCGUCCCUCAGGAAGACAUGCCAUUCUGUGAUUCUGGCAUCUGCCCGGACAUCAUCAUGAACCCACACGGCUUCCCAUCGAGAAUGACGGUGGGGAAGUUAAUUGAGCUGCUGGCUGGCAAGGCCGGCGUGCUGGACGGCAGGUUCCACUACGGCACUGCCUUCGGAGGCAGCAAGGUGAAGGAUGUGUGUGAAGACCUUGUUCGUCAUGGUUAUAACUACUUGGGGAAAGACUAUGUUACAUCUGGCAUCACAGGGGAGCCCUUGGAAGCCUACAUCUACUUUGGGCCUGUGUACUACCAGAAGCUGAAACACAUGGUGCUGGACAAGAUGCACGCCCGGGCCCGGGGCCCCCGAGCCGUCCUGACCAGGCAACCCACUGAAGGUCGAUCUCGUGAUGGUGGUUUGCGUCUUGGAGAAAUGGAACGUGACUGUUUAAUAGGUUAUGGAGCCAGUAUGCUUUUACUAGAGAGACUAAUGAUUUCAAGUGAUGCCUUUGAGGUUGAUGUCUGCGGGCAGUGCGGACUUCUGGGGUAUUCUGGCUGGUGUCACUACUGCAAGUCCUCGUGCCACGUUUCUUCCCUCCGCAUCCCGUAUGCCUGCAAGCUGCUCUUCCAGGAACUUCAGUCUAUGAACAUUAUCCCCAGGUUGAAACUGUCCAAAUACAAUGAGUAAGGAUGGGACAGAAGAUUAUUUAAGGAGAACCAUUGAUAAGUCCAAUGCCUUGGGAAGCAGAAGGACAGGACUGUUUCUGCUCCUGUGAGUAAUUCCUGUGAAUGUUCUCACACAAGAAAAACUUUUUUGAUGGAAAGGCAUUUCAUAUAGAGAAGACUGACUAAACAACCUUGAUCAUUGAACCCCGGGCCUCAAGGGAGAUACCAGCUAUGUGGGCAAUUACACAGUCUCUCAUUCGUACACUGCCUUUGCUUCACAAAAUGGACAUUAUGUUUGAUGUCUUGAAAUUCACUCAUUAGAAAGACCUUCCUCCUUGAAAAGAAUGUGUGGAGUUAAAUUCUCCAUGAUGUGUUCUGGCUACGAAAACUCAAGUCUUAAUGAAAUUUGAAGGUGGUGAAGAAUCUUUGACUUGGUUGGCUCAGCCUUUGUGAAGGUGUCUGAUGUGAGCAGCGCAUGAAAUCAGAGCACGACUAAUAGAUGCCGUGGUGGCUUUGUUUGGUACUGCGCAGGGGCAGUGUUCCCAGCAAUUGCAUCUUGCCUUUGCACACCCAAACUUUAACAUGUCCAUCUUGGUGAAAUACAAUAAAUGUAUGCCUACUGUCUUACACAAGUUUACCAAGGAUGUCGUCUUUCUUAUGAACUCUAUUGCUACUAUGUUGAACCUCCAUGGUAAUACCAUGCGGUAAUAUUUGCUGAAUAGCUGGAAAUAAUUCCAUGGGUGCUUCGUGAUCUUGGUGUUCCUGUCACUCCUCCCAGGAUUGUAGCUGUCUGUUUUCUUUUAAACUGACAGCCUUCUUCACCGUCUUCUAAAUUGUUCUUAUUUGCUCUGCUCUGAAGCCAGAUCAAUAUUUGUGUUAAGGAUUUUUUAUAAAGAAGGUCUGAAAAGCUUUGACUAGCCUUUAAUGCUGCGUUCCCCACAUGUCACAUCAAACAUGUCCCACAGAAUAUCAGUAGAUAGUGUACGCCAACAAGAAUGGAGCUCCUGUGCCAAAUAGGGAGAAACAUGUACCCAAGAUAAGCACACCCAGGACAUUUUCAAAGCCUCUAUCAAAUUACCACAUCCUGGGACUCUCCAGAAGAGGGACGUUCUGGGAGUGGGCUGGUCAUUGACUUGAGAACCAACCUCCACAUCAUUUUAUUCUCUUCAAUAUAGAAAGCUCUAACACAGGUGAGACAGCCCCAGGGGCUUCACAGUAAAUGCAGCAUGAAAGACACUGCAGGUAAGCAGACCCACCACAGCUGCCCAGGUGCCCCCUUUGUCUCAGGGCUGGGCGGGGAUGACGCCACAGAGCAGCUUGAUCAGUGAUUAGGCCGGUUACGCUUCUGUUUCCCCUGACUGCGUACUUCUCAAAAUUGAGAAUGCCUAAAGAUGACUGUUCUGAGUCAGAUGUCCAGAGCAUUUUACUGAACUUUGUACAAUGUGAGACAUGAGUGUUUUACAUUCUGUGACAAGUCCUCUUGUCAACUCCACAGAAGAGGCAGUCGCCAACAGCCCAUUUCAUGAGCGCUGGGAAGAGCUGCCUAUGUGAUGCGUGUGGUGUGCUGGCCUGGGGGCUGUGUCACGUACCAUCAGUGCCCUGUGUGACACAGGGUAAAAAGAGCAGGGCUCAGCAUCUGCUGUGGGGGCUCAGAACCCAGUGGAGGGGGCUGAGGCAUUGGCCACCAUGGAAACCCACCCUGCAGUCAGUGCUGAGGGAACCCCCAGGACAAAUUGAUUCAUAGGCUCUGGGGAUUUAGAAACACAUCGUAAGCCGGACUGCUCCCCUUAUUCAGCUGUAGAAACUGAGGCUCCAAAUGGUUAAGUGACUCCCCCCAGCCACACCACUAGUGAUGAAGCCAGUAGCAUGGACCUUGAGACCAUGAAGUUGGUCCUCCCAACUUCAGAGCUCUUUUUGGGGUUCACUCCUGAGUCUGUUUUUCAGUCACCAAAAGUGAUGAUUUUUUUUUUUUUAAUUCACUGAAUGGUUCUAUUUCUUAAACAUUUUUUUUGAAAGCCACUCCAGGCAGGCAACUUUGACCAUUUUGAAAGGAGUUACCUACCUAACCUUCUAGGAAAUUCUCAGUUUUUUAAUUUACAGACCUAGAAAGUGUGGGUUCCAAAUUGAGACAUCCAUAAGGGGAAAAACUGUCAGGUUGAUGUUUCCAAAACCAGCAUUUUGAAUAGCUGUCUGACUGAGAAAAAUUUUAAUAAAAGAGAUCAGAAUUGGUAAGUUAGACCUACUAGGGGUUUGUUUUUGUUUUUAAGUUAUUUGUAAGUUCCUUGUUUUAAAAACGACCAGUUAGAUUUCCAUUUCCAGUAAUGACAGAGUAACUGUGUACAGGCCACCCUCAGAGCCUUUUUCCUUGUGGCCCCUGCCAGGUUGGAAGUGGCACAGAAAUGAGAGGCUUGGGGGCCUCCCUGGUGGCACAAGGGGUUAAGACGCAACCUAUGAAGCUAUCGGCAGCCACUGCAGCAUGAGUUCAAUCCCCGGCCAGGGAGCUACCCACAUGGCACAGCAGACCUCUCCUGACUCACUUGCUGCUCCCCUCAGCAGUGUAUUUCAGUCAAUCUGCCUGUUCUGUUCCCCACUCUGUCUCUGGUAAAUCCUCUCACCCCUCACACCUCUGGCCUAUACCCCAGGUCUUGUAUGCAUAAUAAAUAAAAAUUUUUUUUAAAUGAAAAGAGAGGCUUGAAGGAGACACCAGAGCCACCAGCAGGCUCCAACCCGAGCUUUGGCAGAGUCAGAGGGCUGGAGUGGGAAGGCCAUGAUCUCAGUCGCCAGAAUUCCAGGCCUGGAAAGGCCAAGAUCCCAAACAGAAAGAAAGCUCAUUGAGGUGAGCCUACCUUCCCCACCACUUUCUCCUGUGUCUUUAUCUGCUCCUGCUGUUGUAAUAGAAUGCCGGACUGGGUGGUUUCCACACUAGAAAUGUAUUUUCUCACAGUUCUGGGGGCUUGAUAUCCAAGGUUAAGGUACUGACAAGUUUGGUUCCUGGUGAGACCUGUGCUUCUAGCACAGACGGCCACCUUCUCAUUGCCUCACCUAGCCUUUCCUUGGUGUGCUCUAAAAAGGAAUGAGACCUGGUAUCUCCUCCCCCUAAAUGGACCCUAGCCCUCUCAGGUUAGGGAUCUUGUGACCCCAAACAAUUACUACCUUCAUGAAGACACUGUCACUGACAACAGUCACAUUGGGUGUUGGAGCUUCAACAUGUGAAUUUUGGAGGGACAUAAUUUGGUCCAUAAUAACCCCUUAAGGCAUUUGCCAACUCAUAACAGCACAGACUGGCCUGCUAACAAUAGCUAUUAAAGCUGAAUGAACAUUCCGAACUCCUAGGUGUGUGAGCAACAGAAAAUUCUACAUACAUCAUCAGUAGGUGCGCACAAAAAUUUUUCUAAUAGCAUAAUUUGCAAUAGCUCCAAUUUAUGAAUAAUUCCUGCCCAUUAACAAUGUAAUCUGGUACAUUCACACCAAAGAGUGCUAUACAGCAAUGGAAAUGAAUUGCUACAUACAGUAUCAUAAAUAAUGUCACAACUAUGGUGUUGGAUUUCAAAAAAUUGGCAUUAUCCUAAAACGAAAUAAGCCAGAAGGAGAAAGAUAAAUACCGGGCAUUUUCACUUAUAUGUGGAAUAUACAGAAACCAAGUGGAGGACUUCAGAUAAGGACAAACUUUACAAUCAACCCUGGAAAACUGACCAUAGAUCUGAAGCAUGCAGGAGUGGAGUAGAAGCGAGAGGAGGAGGGGAGAAAAAAGGGAGUGGGUAAGCACAGUGGACUGUGGUGGAGGAUUAUGGGUGUUGUGGUGAUGGGAGUGCUGUGAUGACCACACUUAAGGGGAGAAGUUCUUUGUUGUCAAAAAACGAGGAUGUAAAAUAAUGGUAGUUCAAUAAAAAAAAAGAUUUUU